Messenger RNA from Mercenaria mercenaria, 6642 nucleotides. RefSeq lists its product as uncharacterized. The record is from RefSeq and is a predicted model, not a curated record. NCBI's taxonomy places the organism in Eukaryota, Metazoa, Mollusca, Bivalvia, Venerida, Veneridae. The transcript has 9 exons. Bases 1122 to 4142 code for a protein of 1006 amino acids.
UUUUCUUUUUAGAGUAAUCUUUAUUGUGUUAAAAAGGAAACAAAGGACAUAAAAUAAGAACGAAAUAUAUAUCAAAUAUAAGAAAUGUCGAGAAUAUGUUAAAGAAGUUGCGCGAGUACAGAAAUUUGCUUUUUGUAUCAAAAGUAUUCAAAUGAGUCCGGUAUCUCGUGCCCUGUGGUUUCACGCAGCAUGAGGAGAACGUAAAACUAGAUGUUUAUCUUUUGAAAUGGAACUUUUAACCCAGAUUUUCUCUCACGUUGGAACGUCCGCUGGGAGCUCAUUGGAUUGCAACUGAUCCUAUUUCAGAGGGUUAUUCGCGGUGAUUUUUCAGCGGGAAUAAACAAUUUAUUAUAUCAACAGUUCUGAGCAGUGGUUUUAAGACAAGAACAUUAUUAUGCAGACGACAGUUUCUUCACUUGUUUAUUUUAUAAAACUGAACUGGAACGAAGAAACAAUAUUCAUUUGAUUCAGGAAGGUCAUCCUCUGGGACUCUAACGUAAGUUCACAGUCACGUGGGCGUUCAUUCAUUUGUUUGACAUUUUAGACAGUACUUAUAGUGACUCAACACUGUAGAUAACCUUAACGCUACUUGAUCUACUCUGUACUUAAAAUAAAUGGGUUUUUUUUCUUUACUUUUUUUUUGUAAAGUUAUUUUAUUAAAUGUACUCUGUACUACAUGAAUUAUAGACGCUAUAAAGUUCCAGGAAAAGUUUGAAUUUCGGGAAGAAAUCUUAUUUGAUAAAUGUAUUUCUUAUAUAUUUUUUUUGCCGUCAGAGAAAAACUAUCUGUGGAUGAAUGACUGCACGUAAGUUUCAGGAGGAAAUUCAGAUUUGAUUUUGUGAUAUGUUGAAGCGCUCUGGAAUAUUUUGUUUCUGUCAUCGCUCAAGACACGGCUGGAUUUAUUCGCGCUGAAGGACCUAUACUCCAUGUAAAUUACGAAGUCUGCGAGCGUUUCCUUUCUUUGGCUACAUACAGGAGCGGAAUUUAUUAUAAUAAUUGCAUAAACUUAGCGCCAUAUGUUUUGUUUUUAAUGUAAACAUUAACAUGGGCGUGACAAGAGAGUGAAAAAUCUGGGAAAAGUUAUCUUUGUUUUAAAUUUCUUCCUGCAAGUGAGAUAAAAAAUGGAUUUAAACAUGUUUCUGGUGAAAUUUGGAAUUAUCGUAAUGUUUUAUAUUCAACCAGUGUUCCUGGCUAAAGACUCCAUGGAAUUUUCCAAAUAUACCUUCGCGUGGGAGGAUGCGGAGUCACGAUGCUUGAGGCAGAGUCAAAUUCUCGUGCCAGGUCGCAGAUACAGAGCCAAGAUGAUAAAAAGGUUGAUGACAAAAGAAAAUGUAGAUGCGGUUUGGCUGAAUGGAUGGAGGGCAGUGUCGGACACAACACCUGUUAGUGAUGGCAAAUUACGUACAUUGAAAGUUGACUUCAGUAGACCACAAAAUAAAGAACUGAAAGUGGUUUGUCAGCUGGAUUCAAUUUUUUACGACCCGCUGUAUACCGCGGCAUCAACGGAUUCAGCACGUGGAAUUUGUGAAAGAGAUGGGGCGGCUCUGGCAGAUGUUACAACUGAGGACGGCGUGAAACGCAUUACAGAAAAAAUAGUUGUUGAUAAACCACAUUGGAUAAACUCCAUGUCAUCCGGAGGAAAGUCUGGAUAUUACAUCAGUUCCAAAAUAAAACAGUGUUUGGUUGCUCAAAGGGUCGGAGACGAUCUGAAAUACAGUUAUGAUGAUUGUUCAAAGGAAUAUAACUUUAUUUGUGUUAAAGGUGAUGACAUCAUUUCAUCAUUUUCACCACUAAUAUCACUAAAGAUGGCGCGAUAUGAGGAAUUUGAAGAAGAAAUAGAAAAGUACGAACAGUCCACGAUGACUUCCUCAGAAAUCUUUGAGUUAUUUCCCUCCAAGGACAUACCUUUUGAAGUGUCUUCAGCAUAUGUUUCUCUAGUAGCAACAUCCUAUGUUCAACCAAAAAUGGCGUCUGUAGAAGUCACAUCUUCUGAGAAACCUGUUACCUCUACCGAUACACCUUUAGAAGUUUCUCCUACUGAUGUAUCUUCAAUAGUAACAUCCGUUGUUCAACCUAAACAUUCAUCUGUAGAAGUCUCAUCUCCCGAGGAACAUGUUGUAGAUACAUCAACUGAAACAUCUACCAAAGAAACACCUGAAAUGAUUGAUACAAUAUCGGCAACAUCAGUUCUGGUUAUACCUGCCAUAACUCAGACAUCAUAUUCUGAAUCAGACACUAGUUUACUGUCAUCAGCUGUUGUAGAUACUACAAUCUCUUCAAACGUCUUAGCUUACAUUGAUACCUUACAUUCGUCGGAAAUGUCCUCAGAACAAGCUAAAACCACCCGAGAUGCAGUAGAUGCAUUUACUGUAACAAAAGACAUUCCAAUGACAAAUACUAUUACAAGUGAUAAAAUAACAGAGCAAAGUUCGCAAAGUACAACACCGGUUACAGGAAGUUCUAGCAUCGGCGGAUAUUAUCCAGAAAGUGCUUUUGUUGACAAAAUGGAAUCUGAAACUACUGUGAUUACACAAAAAGAUAUUUUAAAGUUGUUGCCAAGUAGUACAGUGCCUUUACAAGAAACUUUGUCAACGAAAAUGCCGAAAUAUAUACAGCCUUCAGAUUAUAUUGAUUCUACACGUUACGCAGUUGACACUGAAGAGACAUAUAAUACACUAAGUACGGAAUCGCUGUUACUGCAACCCACACAGUCUGUUCCAUCCCAGUCCUCCUCUAUCAGAUAUAUGGACUUAUCUGUAUGUAGUGACCGAUCGUGUCUCAAUGAAUCAACUGAACUGGAUGAACUAGAAAGUGAACCUUCUACCACAACGCCUUUUGUAACUGGAGCUGUAUUAGUUUCAGCAAGUGAGUCACAACCUCCAGAUGUUAUUAUGGAACCUACUUCGACUCAACAGCUCGUGUCUAGUGAUGUCUCGGCAUAUGAAUGGGACACACGCACUUCUAAAUCUCGAGAUAUUUCUGAAGAAUUGGGCCUCCUUUACACACCUAGUGUUGCAACUUCAUCAAGUGAAUCAACACAAACAUCAUCCAUCUCUGAAGAUGUAACUUCAGAGUUUGCACCCUCGUCUGUUAUUAGUACUCAAGAUGUAAUUUUUACGGAAAACUCCAUAUUGCCCGAUUUACAUGAAAGUUCAAAACUGCCAUUCAGCUCGAUAGUUUUAACUACAAGCGAAUCAAGUAUAAUGUCAUAUGAUUGCACUGUGAUAGAUUCCACUUCAACUUGCAUCGAUACCUUAAGUUCUACAUAUACUACAGAUGAACUUUCCGAAUAUAAAACACAGUCGGAGACUUAUGCUGUGACAGAGACUCCUAUUUUUUCAUCAUUAUCAUCAUCGCCGCUAUCAUCAUCAAUAUCAUCAUUGCCUUCUCCUCCUCUCCCAAAAUCAUCAUUCCUGUACGUAACCUAUGAUAUGGACAAAGACACUGAAAGUUUAAUGCCUGAUAUGCCUUCAUCAGCCACUGCUACCGUUGUUCAGACAUCCAGUAUGUAUGACUACGGAUAUGAUUACGGAUACGAUCAAACUGGUGAUGAAUACGAUCAUGAUGAUGCGACAGAUGAAGGCAGAACAUUUUCGCCUUCAUCUACCACUAGAACCGUUGUUGAGACACCGAGUAUAUAUGAAUAUGAUUAUUAUGACAGAUACGAUUACACAACAACACCGGAUCAAAUUGGCGACGAAGACGAUCAUGAUGCAACGCCAAGAUAUACUAUAGACACUUACGAUCCAGUAAUAGAUACGUUGAAUGAAACAAACAAUGUAGACGAAGAAAUACCUGGAGAUAUAGACAAGGGAGAUAUGGACGAUGAUGAUAACGAGGUUGGAAAUGCUAGCGCAGACACAGGAGAAAUUGUAGAAAAGAAAAAUGGAGAUGAAGAAGAAGGUAUAGAAGCUGGAUUGUGGGUAGCGUUUGCUAUAUUGAUUACACUGGUUCUGAUCGCACUCAUACUCGCUGCUUACCUUUAUCGCAAACGAAAACUUCAAAAAUCGAAAGACAUAAGCGCUGCACCACCAGCUGCAGCUGGAGAGACAGUGGAAUUAAGGGACUCUCGUUCUCCUUCUCGCGAGAAUGGGAAACCGCGAGAAUCUGCGACAUUCAAAGACCCUGCUUAUGAUAUAUAGCACCAGUUCUGCUAGAAAUGUAUUUUGGCGUCUUCCAGUGUUUAGAAAUGGUAUAACAAGUUCAGUGCCUUUGCAUUAAUUGGACAGGGAUUCAGUCACUCAUUAAUUUAAAAAAAAUACUUAGAAGUGGGAUCUGAAAAGCUCUGGAUACUCUUAAACAAAAGUGAUUUAGAAAUAGUAAGUGGAGUGCCUACUGGAUAAUGAAUUUGGAAGGAAAUAUGACUUCAGUGAAAGCAUUCCGUGCCUUAGUGCAUUAAAAGUGUUUUGUGUGUUUGUAUUGUUUAGUUUGGUUUGGAAUGCACUGAGUUAUAGCAUGAGAUUACAAAUAUAGUCUUAACAAAUCUUCUAACGCUACACACUAUCUUUUAAUUUACUUAUAGUACAUUUUUGAAAUUUGGAGUACUUUUGGACAAAUAUAUUUUGAAUGUAAAUUUCAGUAAGAUAGAUUUAAAUAUCUUAUAAUUUCAUCCCUAAAUAAGUGUUCGUUAGAAGAUUUAUUAAGUGUACUAUUAAUGAUUUAAGUACAAUGCUCAAAAUGAGUGUUCAAAAUGUUUAACAUAACAGUAAACACAGCAACAACAAGUGCGUGUCUUUUAAGCAGAUAAAUAUAUUCUGUUCGGUUCAUUGUUUGCGGUGACAGGAUAUCAUUUGAGCUGCGCCAGGAGAAAACCAACGUAGUGCGUUUGCAACCAGCAAAGAUCCAGACCAGCCUGCGCAUCCGCGCAGUCUGGUAAGGAUCCAUGCUGUUCGCUUUCAAAGCCUAUUGCAAUUAGGGAAACUGUUAGCGAACAGCAUGGAUCCUGACCAGACUGCGCGGAUGCGCAGGCUGAUCUGGAUCCAUGCUGGUUGCAAACGCACUAAGCUGGUUUUCUCAUGGCGCGGCUCAUUUAUCUUUUUUAUUAAAUCGGAACUUUAUAGCCACUUUCGUAGAAAAUGUGUACAUCGUCUACGUAAAUUUAAUAAUAGCUUACUGUAAUGUACACGCAUUCAAAACCUGAUAAACAGUGCCUUACGUAAACUUGCUGUGACACAGAAAUGACAAAACCAAAAGAUAUUUCAAGAAUAAGAAGACACGCCCUUUUCUUAUGCCUAAGGUUAGAGACCACAAAUAUGAAAAACGUUCAGGGAACUUACUUCGAAUAAGAUAAACGUACGGAUGUGCCCGUUUCGAAUGCCUGAGAAAACGUGUUCUUUUCUUUUGCUUCAGAAGACACUUAUGCCUACGAAAACGUUUCCUUUUCUUAUGCUAAAGAAGACGCACCCUUUUCUUAUGCCUAAGAAGACACGCCCCUUUUGAGGCAUAAGAAGACGCGCCCUUUUCUUAUGCCUAAGAAGACACGCCCCUUUUGAGGCAAAAGAAGACGCGCCUUUUUCUUAUGCCAAAGGUUAGAGACCACCAAUUCAAAAAAGCAGAAGGAACUUACUGGGAAUAAGAUAAACGUGUAAAUGGGAAUAAGGUAAUGUUUGUUAGUUCUAACUGGCCAGUCAUGUAAACAAACCCAAGAAGUGUUGUUUUAUUUCAAAAUUGACUUUUUACUGCAUUUACAGUUAUACAAUUUGACAAAAUUAGCUACAUUUUAUGUGUAUUGAAAAAGAAGUUUUAUCAAACGGAUUUCACCCGCCGUGCCAAUGAUGUAAACAGGGGGUCAUCUCAAUCACACGAAAAUUACUUAAAGUAUCACUAUAUGUUUUUCGUCCAAUAUUUUGGUGGAAACAAGAUAGUUCUUGCAAAAAGUGUGAUUAGAUAUAUAUGUUUCGAUAUAAGGAAGGCCGCAAACGCCAUAAUGGUAUAAUGGAAGUCUAUGGGAAAACAAUUAUAGUUCUCUGACUUUAUGAAGACACGUCCUUUUCUCAUGCCUAAGAAGAUGCGUGCAUGUUUAUUUCAGCUGGCAUUAUUGUCUGUGUGAUAUUAAGCGAACAUGGUUUUACAAUUUUUGCUUUCGUAACGUGAUGUAAGCUAACAGUUUAAAUAUAUGUAAUUGUUCAAAUAUGUUUUUUUUUUGUGUGUGUAGAUUAAGAUGUUCAAACGUGAUUAAAGAUGACAUGUAUAAUUCAACAUAUUUCAUCGUGUACACAUUAUGGUCAGAACCGCUUGUGUCCAUAUGCCAAAUUUGUAUAUAUUUGGACCAAAUCUACAUCGUUUUACACGUGCAUUAUAUCUGUCUUUGUCAUACAAACACUGAUAUUAUUUAUAUUUUGUAUGAAUUAUAUAGCAUUAAGUUCGUUCUAUAUGAUUAUGAAACAGAAAAAUGCGAAUUUACCAGCUAUUACAUGUCAUACUGUUCUAAAAUUAUCUUUGAGGUAAUAAAAAGUGUAAAUGCUUAUUUUAACAAAAGGGAUUUUAUGCAUCGUCUAAUUUGCUGUGGGUUGACUUCAGGUGAUGAAAUCCUAUUUUUUGUAUAUUGAAAGAGUACUCAAUAAUACUGUUUUGAAAGAUGUGAUUUCUAUGUUAUUGUAAUUCGAGCGAAUUGCGAAAAAAUAUAUUACAUCAUGAAUGGUU